Phytophthora infestans T30-4 is the source of this 1908-nucleotide messenger RNA. RefSeq lists its product as uncharacterized. Bases 1 to 1908 code for a protein of 635 amino acids. The transcript has 4 exons. Gene Ontology annotation, molecular function: calcium ion binding. The record is from RefSeq and is a predicted model, not a curated record. NCBI's taxonomy places the organism in Eukaryota, Oomycota, Peronosporomycetes, Peronosporales, Peronosporaceae.
AUGUCUUCGCCUCUUCAACGCAACAACUUCCUCUGCCUACCCGAUGGUCCUAAGUCGCCCCAACGCACCGCCUCUAUGGCAGCAGGAGCCGCGGUCAUGGGAGGUACUGGGAGUCCGGGAAAGUAUCACACUGAAUUCCCUGCUCGACAGCGCAAGCGCUUACAAGUGGGCACUACCAACUUGACCAAGUCGGUGGAGCUCAAUAGUCUCCCCAGUCCUGCUGUACUUGCAGUAAACACAUCCGAUCGAAUUGCAGAGACUAAGAUUGCAGCGAUGAAAUCGACAGUAGACUCACCACAACAUCACAGCGCAGCACACCGCCAAUCGACUGACUCAGGCAAGAUCACACCCCUCGUCCUGCGGACUGAGACUCGACGAUUGAGAGCAUUGAGCCCAGCCAACAGCAGUAGAAGCACUGACGAAAAUCGAGACGUCAGCGAGAAGAUAUCGCUGGCUCAAAACCGUGCUAAGCUGUACGACGUAUUCAUGGAGAAGUACGGCUCGGUGCGUGCAGUCUUCCGAGCGUUCGAUAACGACGGCAAUGGCAUGAUUUCAGCCCAACGCUUCCAUGAUAUGGUGGAGGCUGCAGAGGUGGACCUGACACCCAAUGAGACUCGUGCGCUUUACCGAACAGCAGACGUCAACGGCGACAACACUGUGGCUUUUCAAGAGUUUGUCCAAAUGUUUUCACCUAAUGUCGACCCCAGCUCGUCAAUGGCCAUUAAGUAUCACACUCCGUUGGAGUUGUCGCCACGUUCGCGAAGGCGUAUGACGCAGCUUCGCAAGCAAGUGACUGACGCGCUUCAUCGAAAACACGGACUGGCCAUGGGUGUGCGUGGUGGCAGACCGGAGCAGCUUCUCGCGUACGCUUUCAAAAAUGUCGAUUCGGAUAAUGAUGGACUUCUGUCCUACAGCCAGGUGGAACACGCUUUGGGAUCUGGGUACUUGCAGUUGGAAGAUACGAUUGUUGUGAGUGAAAUGCGUGAAAUGCUGCAGCUAAUGGACCAGAACGGCGACGAGCAGAUCAGUCUACGGGAGUUUGUUCGAUAUUUUGCUGCCGGAGAGCGUGACGUAGCCACAGAUAUGAUCGACAAUGGACGCAAGAAGGAGCUCGCAGCUUUACACGUCAAGCGUACGGUGGAUCUUACGCCUCAUUCCAGUCCAGGAGCAUGUCUUCCAGAGCAGCUAAGUAAGCGAACUGCUGCGAUCAUCAAUGCUGAUAACAACGUAACAUCUUCUGCUCGCACGUCAAAAGGCGGUAAUAGCAAAACCUCGCUGUCAUCGUCACACUCAUCUCUUCAACUCGAGAUUGAUCGUCGGCCAGCAACGUCGAGUGCGACUGGGAGUCCUAUUGUGGCUGUAUUGACACCAGUUUCUUGUGAUCGCUUUUAUCAUCGACGUCGUGAGCGCACUGAUUGGACUCGUGUUGGUGUGGGAGGAAAUGGAACCGGCACCGACACAGGGAUGUAUAUGUCUUCGAAAGAUCGCUUUUCAACUACAAGUAGUGGAGCUUAUAGUCCACUUUAUCGUGCGCCGCCGUCUGCCAAGAACUGCGACGUGAAUGACUCAUUCCUCAUUAUGAGAGAUGGCAAAUCCACCGCUACAAUUGAAGAAGAUGCUCGCCGUGCACGACGCACGACACGAUACGAGCGAACGCAAGUUCUACUGCAAGGCUUUGAGGAAGCACAAGCUCAAGAUGAACGACUGAAGGACUGGAAGACGCGUGCAAGCAUACGCAAAGUCGCCGGUGAAAGGUUUGACUAUCUCGACAGACUGCAAGAACGGGAACAUCGUGUAGCUUCGCGUGAAGACUGCAUGCUGCGUCGCAAUGGAGGGGCUAGCUUUUUGAGAAUGUGGGCAGGAAGUGCCGAGUCACAGUUUAACAACCACCAACACGCCAGCUCCUAG